AUGGCAUUCAAGAGAAAGGCGGAACCUGUCCUGAGUGGCCCAGAAGUGGCUAUUGAGUUAGAUAAGAAAAAGCAGGUCACAGUAAGGGAAUUCAAUGGUGUUAAAUUAGUGGAUAUCCGCGAGUUCUACAUUGACAAGCAGUCAGGAGAGAAAAAGCCAGGCAAGAAGGGAAUUUCUCUCACAGAAGAAACGUGGAAGAAAUUGAUUGAGCUUCAGAAAGAUAUAAAUAAUGCAUUGGACGACUUGAGCGAGGAUAAAGUGUCCCCCAAGGCAAAGAAGUUGAAAGAAGAAAAGAAAGAGGACGAGGAGGAGAACGAGAAGGAGAGUGAAGCCGAGUGA
Messenger RNA from Dujonia railenensis, 339 nucleotides. NCBI's taxonomy places the organism in Eukaryota, Fungi, Ascomycota, Pichiomycetes, Serinales, Debaryomycetaceae. The record is from the annotation of a GenBank genome assembly.